AUCCCACAACCAACAACACUCUUUUACAAGGAAACUGAUUUGCUUUUGUCCAUGAACACUGGUGUAUGCACAUUUAUGUGACACAAAUUUCAGAAUAUAGUUAUGUCUAGUGUAUAACUGUGGAGUUUUAUUUAUCACUAACAAGCAGGAAGGGUUGGACUAAAGUUUUCUCCUCCUGUGGGGAAUGUCUUUUUAAAAGAAAACACAGGAAAAAACAUGUCAAAAAAGCAAGUUCAGUUGUAUCUAGUUGGCAAAAGAUUGUUGGCAUCAGUAAUUGAAUUGCAUAAAUGAGGGACUAUGCAGUCUGGCCCCAUGUUUCCAUUCCAAUACCAAAUUAGCGUGUUUGGAAAAAAAUUGAGUUUGUUCUUUAAGCCAAUAUUGCCACCAGCUGUCCUAGUUCUUCUUCACAGUUUUUUUCCACACUUCUCUUAUCUUAUUUUUAUGUCGUUUCUUUUCCAAUUGUGAGCCUUGGAAUUUCUGAAAUGAAGUUUGCUCCUUGGGAGCCUUUGCAGUUGCUCUGUGCAUUGGUGCUCUUUCUGUGUCCCCUUGCAGGUGUCUGUCCCCAGGAUCCCUGGGGCUUCCAAGCCUCCUACUAGAGAACUGGGAGCUGUGUCCUAGUUACACCUGCUGCAUUUGAAAGUAGGUUUCCAGCUCCAGCACCUCCAGAAGCCUGCCAGGAAACAGGGAUUAAUUCAGUUGGAUCCUAUAAAUUAUUCCAUAGAAACCCAAACCAAGAAGCUGGAAAAAUAUUUAAUGAAUAGACACUAAUUCAUGAUUCUGACAAAUUUCUUUCCUUUGAAAUUUUUCAAACACUUCUAAACUGUCCUUUUGUAGUUUUCUACGUUCAUCCUCUAUGUAUCGGGAGUGGUUUCAUAAGCUUUACUGAGACUCUUCUGUGAGUACAGUAUGUGAUUUGCAAAGGAUUAAAAUUUUAGGAAAUCUGUUUCUAAAUAACAAAUUAAUAGACUAUAGUUUUAGAAGAGAGAAGCUAACAAUAAUUUUUCAGUGUUAGACAUACAGUAGAUUUUUUACAAUCCUUGAUAUUACAAUGAGGGCUAGAGUGCAAAUAAAUUAUUUUUCUCCCUCAUACCUGCUUAAAUACAAUCCAAAGAAUAUCUGGAUUUAAAAUGCAUAUUUUUUUAGAAGAAGAUUUUAUUUCUCAAAACAUGCUUUAUAAAUAAUAAUUUUAAAAUAGAUGUUGAGCUUUAGAAGGAGUCUCAAAGCAUUAGAAAUGCAGGUUUGAACAGUAUUUGAAAACUCAAGUCCUAUAAAUCAAGCUUAAUCGAGUACUCAUCUUUGCAAAAACAGGACUCUUCACCCAUGAAUUUUUUUGUCUUCAUUUAGUUAUUAAAAAUGUCAAUAUUAUAAAUGUUAGAAAUUUCCAGAUAGUAAUUUUAACUGUCACCACUACCAUUUGCUUUGUAAAAGAUUUUUUCCCUAAAGCUUUUUUCUUGUAAUUAUUUUAAGUACCAGUAAAUGACUAAUUUGUGGCAGAAGAUUCCGCUGGGUUUUGCAAUGUGAUUUCAUACUCUGAUAACUUUAAAAUACAUGUUAGAAUUAACAAUUCCACCUUUCUGCUAAAUAGCAGAUCUACCUUUGUCUGGAUGACCACAGUGUGGUUGACAGUCGCUGCUAUUUAAGAUUUUACUGUGAUUAAUAGAGAGAAACUAGUUGAAAAUCUGAAGGUGGAAAGCAAUUGAGAUUAAAGUUACCACGAGACAAGAGAGUUCAUGAUUGAAAGGAAAGAAAGGGAUGAGAGAAGCAGAAUAACAACAGUGGUCUUCAAAAAAAAGCAAACUUCAAUAAAUUUGAGGAACUAGUAUAUAAGGUACCAAGGGAAGGAAUUCUAAAGCAAAUAGAAGUUCAGGAGGGCUGAGAGUUUCUAAAAAGAGGUUUCUAAAACAGACCGCAUUAAGUAUAACAAUCUAUCUUCAUGCAAAGGAAAGAAAACUGACAGAGCAGUGUGGCAGCAUUAGGGGCUCAUCAAUGACCUGAAAAAAAAUCAAAAAAGAAUACUGAAAAGAGUAGGAACAAGAAGACUGCAUUGACAAGAACAAAUAUAAAAGAACAGCACAGCAGGUUAGGAACAAAACUGGACAGAUAAAAUGCUAUUGCCACCAAAGGAAAAGUGAAACAGUAAAACUGGAUUCUUAAAUAAUUUUCUAUUAUACAAUAACAGUUCUCUGCUUACUAGGAGAGCUGAAUAAAUAUCAGAUGGUGCAAAAGCCUGAAGUGCUUGCUAUUUCACUCCCCUCUGAACAGUGCAUAUUAUGAUCAAAGUUAGCCAGGAAACAGGAAUGCAGGUCAGAAUGGGAGACUGUCAGACUAAUUAGAUGUAUGAGAACAUUAAAUUCUGAUUCAGUCUGUUCUAUAAUAAUGAGCAAAAAUUAAAUAAUCUUGGGUCCACCUGACCUGAUUAUAUAUUAGGUCACUAAGAUCCAGAUGAUGAUACUGUGGGUACACAGCUAGUUAAUACGUUAUUUCAAAGGGUAAAUACCAGUGCUUGAUAAACUGUGAAGAUAAACUGAGCAGGGUGGGUGGGGCUAUCCAUAUGUUAUGAGCAAAAAGCAGGUACAGAUCCCUCAGAGAUGAAACACAAGUCUCAUUAAGUAAAAGCUUUGGGUUUAUCAAAAGCAUAGCAUUACCACAGUGGGAACCCUGGGGCACUGACACUGAUCGAAUGGGAACUCAAUGCAGUGGACCCCUGCUCAGGAGUGGUGCUCAAGGAAAAGCACCUCAGAGGUGGGUAGUAAAACUUGUGCUGAUUAAUAUAUACAUAUGCCAUGUCCUGUUUUGCUCAUUAGCAAACUGAUGUAGUGCAGGUGCUGUUGUCUGAGUUCCAAGAUCCACAGCUGACCUUCAGCUUGGCAGCUGUGCAAGGGUUUGUGCUGGGCUGAGGGAAAGCGAACUAUCCUGGCUUAUCGUAAUGAGAUAAAAUGUGCUUGGGACUCUACAUAUUGUGAUGGAAAGAAGUGAACUAUUCCAUGUUACAGUCACAACAUGAUAAGACGUGCUUGGGACUCUGCAUACUGGGAUGGGGGAGGCAAACUAUCCUGGGUUACUGUAACAAAGUCUUCUCACGCCCUAUCAUUACAGGUGGGGCCUGGAUCCAAUUGUGUCUGGGAUUUCUACUGAUGAAAUCCAGCAUACUUACACAACACACAGGAUUAGAACUCACAAUAAUCGUGAUGAUGGUUUAAAUUUAAGCUCUAAGUCCUACAUUUCUGAAGGAUAAAAAUGAAAUUAUAAAUAACUGCAGAACUUCAGAAAAAAUCUCUGGGGACCAUAAUAGAUCACAAACUGAACAUGAAUCUGUGUGUAAAGUUUUCAAAAGGAAAAAAAAAAAAGAGGGAAAGCCAAAGGUGUCCUAUAAGAGAGUCAUAUAUGACAGAAGGUAAUUAUUUUUUCUCUGGCACUGGUGAAGCAUCAACAUGAAUACUUUACCGUUUAGGCACUGCACUUAAGAUACAUACAGGCAACAUGAAAGAGAACAGAGGACCAUAAUAAAAAUAUGUUUAAAAACAUAAACAGAGAAAGCCUGAAAGAACUGGACUUAUGUAGACAAGAUUAGAUUGAGCAGGACUGUGUGUGAAAUGUUACUGUAAAAAGUUGUAGUAGCUACAGACAGAUGGAGUUUUCUCCAUGCUCUGUGAAGCUUAAGUGAGGCAGUAUUAAUUUUGAAGGAAGGUUUCAGUUUUUACAUUGGAAAGAUUCAUGUGAAGCACUGGAACAGGUUGCUGAUCUGUAAUACGCCUGUAGUAUCCCCUUUCCUAUAAAUUUGUUAGAACAGAUCAGAUAAAACUGUAGUGAGUGCCUAGGCCCACUUGGUCCUGUCCCUGGGAAGGGACAGUGGCUCAGCACUGAUCUUCAGUCACUCUAUAUUCUCGCUAAAGUAGAUUAGACAUAAAAUUUGAACACCUGCAAUCAGAGAAUGCUAUUAAUUUGAUUAUUAAUUUCAUUGUAUAACAGUUACUUUAAUUUUCAAAGUUUUAUUUGUAUUUUUCCACUGAUACAUAGCAAAAGAGUAGGUGUUGCUAGGGCGUGCAUUACUUGAACUUAUGUAAAACAUGUUGCAGAGGAAUACUGAAUUUGCAUUAUAUACGUAUAUUAAUGCAGUGGAAAAGUGAUGAUUUCUAAAAGCAGCAGAGGAGUAAAAGCCUACCAUGCACAUCCCUGUGUUGGGGAGAGUGGAAAGCAAGUCUCAUCAGUUGCCUUAUCUGCCAAGAACUGAGUCAUCAUCCCUGUAAGUAUUUAAAAGAUGUGUAGAUGGCGGUGCUUAGGGACAUGGUUUAGUGGUGGACUUGGCAGUGUUAGGUUUCCGGUUAACCUCGGUGGUCUUAAAGGUCUUUUCCAACCUAAAUGAUUCUCUGAUUCUACCACUGCCUCAGCUAAACUUCUGUAACUUUUUUCCCUAUGUGUAGCAGUUUCCUGGAUGCGAAGUCUUGAUAUAACCAGGAGAUGGCACGAGAGACCCUUGCAGGCUUCUAAAUGUACAUGCCGCACUAUGAGCAAAGGUACUGUGGAAAACGUUCUGCCUGAAUUCUGCCCAUUAGAAACAGGCAAACACGAAAUGGCAGAGAUUUUUUUAAUUCCAUUUUUAAACCAAACGUGUUUACAUUCAGCUGCUUCUUUCUUUUGAAGAAAUGCAUGCGUAAGCAACUUUAUAAAUUAAAAUCUUAAUUACUUUCUGUUGGUGUGUAAUGCAUCCAUUUGCGUAAAACCUGUCAAAGGAAGUACACUGUAUUGGUUGGAGCAAAUGUAGACAUUGAAUUACACGUUAUAGGGACAGUGUUAAUCAGCUUACUAGAUUCCUGUCCUCACUCCCUGUAGCCCACUUUUUCCCUUGUCAGUAAAGUGACAGAGGAUGUCAGGAUGAGUGCUCCCUGUUCUAGGGUGCAGUGAAGGCAGACAGCAUCAUUUGUGCUCUGUUGCUACAGUUCUGCAUCUUCUCUUCCUCAGCUGUGAGUAAUAUUUGCAGGAUACUUGAUGCAAGUGACUGAAAGAAAACAGGAAGAAACAGUGUAGAGUGAGGAACACAGAAGAGGGGAAGAAAUAACUAGAAACAGGAAACAGAAGAGCCUUGAAGUCAGAAAAAAAUGUAACUUUUUUUUUUUUUUCCAUUUAAUUUGAACAAACUGGUUUUGGAGCAGUACAAAGAUCUUAUUUAUAUUAGGUGCAAGUUAAGGGAAGGAAGAGUCAGUAAAAUACUUUCACGGCUGGGACCAAUGCAUUUCAGAGCAGCAUCGUAUGGCACAGACCAGGAUGAGCACAGAGGGUGAUAGAUGACCCAGGGUUGCCAGCUGUGAUAGCUCAUUCUCCUGCUGACUCGUCAUGCUCAAAUGCCAACUCUAAAAUCAAGGUAAUAAAAAAAAAUUGAGUCAUUCUUUAAUAGCUUAAAGUGAAAAAUUACUUUCAAUAAUAAUAAAUGCUUUAGUCAUAGUAUAGCUACAUUUCUUUAGAAGGUAUUUGUGGGAAACAAAAACUAAAAAUAAUGGAACAUUUCUGAUUUAAUGCAUUCUCAGUUUUAUGUUUAGUAGGUUGUUAAAUGUAAUUUUAGAAGUAACUAUCAUGAAAAAAUUUAUCCUUCAGCAAAGACUGACAGAGAAAGGGGUCUUGAUCUAAAAUGUGUAGUAAGCCUCUGUUAGGUUUUGAAAAGAUUUCAGAGUGUCUUCAGAGUGUCUAAGUGUGACAUUUUGUGGUCUUGGUCAGAUUAUUAGUCCAAGUGAUCUGAACAAUUACUAAAACCAGUGGGGUUUAUGUGAAUUUGCAUAUGCACAUUAUUCUCUGUAGGUGUACCUCAUAUCCCUACAUAAUACACAUUUUUAAUGAAAUCCAGAUCCUAAAGCAUAUUUAUGCGCCUAACAAUUAAUUCCUAUCUACUUUGGAAAAUAAAACCCCUUCUAAAGCCUUUUUUCAUGCUGCUUCCUUUCAACAAAUAGUUUUUAAACUCUGAUUACUACUGAUGAACCUUGCUUCUGUAACGACAGCGGUACAUGUUUUAAAUGUUGUCCUGAUUCAUACUGACUUUGACUUCCUUAUUUAAUAAGCUUAAAUUUGGGUAAGAAACUAUUAAAAACAUAACAUGUGUUUUCUUUCUUAAUAUUUACAGCAGCUCUCUGCAGAAUGUAUAUUUUUUAAAACAUUUCACUGAUUCUACUUAGCAGCUGGUAAUAGCCUUAUGGUAAGGAGCCAUGGGAGCUCUUAGCAUUUUGAGUGCUGUGUUGAUUUAGAUCAAUUCCAAGCAUGAUGAGACAUUUAAUUUUCCUCUAUGUAUCAUCACUCUGUUUAAUCCAAGCUUUCCUGGUAUUUCUGCGCAUAUGGUCUUUUCAUUCCUCAUGGAAAAGUAGCUCUUAUUUCUGUCAAAGAGGAAAGAUUAUAAUAAUUGAUAAUGAAGAGAUUGGUUAGAGGCCAUUUGUAAUGCUUUUAAGUCCUAAAGGGUAGUUUCUCAGAAGUUACAAUGAUUGGAUAAACAUGCCACGAUAAAGACCAUAUAAAUUGUAUAGCAGAUGCCAGCAGCCCUUGCUUCACUUGGCAGAUCUCCACAGGAAAUAAAUGUGCAUGUCCACAGAUGGAUCUACGUCCUUCUGUGUGUCAUAAGCUGCCCUUUUAAGUGUCUGCAUUGCGUCACCACCAAGCUACUCCCAAGGACCACGCGUUCACUCUAGUUUCACCCUCCACUGUUAUAAGAAAGGGUCACCUUCUAUUUCAAAAUGACAGUCCUCUUCUUUGAUCUUGUGUACCCCCACUGCAGCAAGGCCAAGUGGUGGCAGUUUUCUCCAGUACCUGUGGGGAACCCAAGGCAGCCCUCAGCUACUCUCUCCUCAGUUCCUUCAAAGCUUCAUUAGGGAAGGGGAUAUCUCAGAGCACAGUCCUGCCCCUCUGCAGGGCUCCGAGCUGGCUUACUAGGGCAGAGCUGGCCUUUGGGGUGGAAGAUGUGGUGCAACAGUUUUAAUGGUUCUCAAAGGCUGAGCUAUUAUCCCAAAAUAUAUCUGUUAUAAACUGCCCAGUAAGCAUCCAAGCAGGACUAGCUAGUUCUGCAGAACAUCCUCAGCCUGAAACCACUGUUGUGUGUGUGCUUUUCUGUGGUGAUACUUUGUGUAUAAGGACCAUUAUCUUUAUCCCAUCCUACCCAUCCCAGCUAGACAUCUAUAAAGCCACUUUAAAUGCAGCUGCAGCUCACAAGAAAUAUGGGGGUCAGUGUCAAGUGACAAAUCUCAACUCAUUUUCAUUCCCCUGGAUGCUAAAAUGUUCACUUCUAUAUCACCUCCCACAGAAUGGCCUGGCCCAGCCUGGCUUGGCAUUUGGCAUUAUGAUCCUCAGUCUCCUGUGGUCUUCAGAAAGCUGAUGGCCUUUAUUUUCAUUGAGAAGGUUCUGACUCCCCAAAGAGGGCAACUGUGUAUUGUACAGACAUCUGCAUAAAAUAUUGUCAUUAUCUUCAGUAAAUGGAUUUUCAAAUUUCUGCUAGUGGCAGUCAUGUUGGUAUGUCUGGGCUCUUUGUCUCUACCUGCUUGUAGCAGCAGAGUGAAGGUCCUGUUUGUUCCUGCUCUUCCCUGAGAAAUUCCUGAGGACUUUAGCAUGAGCAUGUUUACAGCCCAGUGACAAUAUCACUUGAUUUUAAACAUAGCAUUUCUGCUUAAUAGUUUAGCAGGAGGUUUUCAAACAAACACUUAAUGAAUAAUACAUAGAAAUAGAAUGAAGGCAGCUUAAGAAUUUUAGAUAAAAUUAAGCUAGCAGCUGUUAAAUAUUGUGGCAGUCAUUACAUCCAGAAGUCAUCUGCCAUCUAUCCAUGAUAUUUCUACAUUUUAUCUAUAAUGGAAAUGAGAUUUAGUUUAACCUUGUCACAACAUGAUCAGUUUGUGUAUCUGAGAGCUCAACAUUUGACACCAUCUUUCAGCUGUGGCAUUUGCCUCAAUACAACGCAAUUAAUAAACCAGCAGUGUAUAAACAUGUAAUUUGCAGCUCAGAUGGUAAAAAAUGUCUUAAAAUCUGUAAAGAAACUAUGCAACAGAUGUAUCAGUGGAUGCUAAAACCCGAGAUUUUCUAUCUUUUAGAGCACCAUCGUAUGUCAUCUAUUCUUUUUGUCUUAUCCAACAGCUUGCCAAGUACCUUUAUUUGUUGACAUAAAAUAAAGCUACAAGAAUAACAUAAUAUAGAUAGUUUUAUACUUUAAAAAAUAUUUUUAUAUAGAUAUAGAGGUAUAUAUGUUAUAUAUAAGUAUGUAAGCAGCAUGUAAGUAUGUUUUUUAUAUGUAUAUAUAAUACGUAGGGACUAAGAAUGGAAAUAAUUCUGGGCACAAGGGACAUAUUUAUCUCUUUGGGAUGGGAUCUUGCCUCACCCGUGAGGCAGAAUGCUGUUAAAGUAAGCAGAGGUAUUUAAAUCAAGAAGGAAGCUUGCAGGAAAGUUACGCUUCCUUUUUCUGAUCUUUAUGAGAAUUUAGUCAUUGCAAAGGAGGUCUGGCAGGAUUCUUCAGGCAGGUGGUGGCACUAGUAUUCCCAGUUCUGAUUGAAGAGACUGCAGCCAGGCCACAUGUUAAGUGCAGCCAUCUCAAGGGGACUUGUCAUUUAUGAACUUGGUUAACAGAGCAGAUUCCUGUAUGUCUCCUCUCCAUCUCCUGCCUGCUUGGUCUGCUCUGUGAAAUGUGUUGGCACCAGAACUGGCUAAUACGUAAAUGCUUAGAAGUUCUGGUAUUCUAAAAUAUUUCCUUCGAUUUGUGGUGGAGUAGUCUUCACAAUUAUCUAAUGAAAAUUACAAUUAAGAACCUGUGCAUGGAAUAUUCUGAGAUUGGAAAAGGAGAGGGAUUUUUGUAUAAAUGAGAGGAAAUUUAAAACAAGUCUUGUACAGUUUGGCCAAGUAAACUUUCUAAAUUUUCCAAUGUUAACCAGAAAAUGCUUGGGAAGGAUAGGUGGAUGGAGUUUUUAGUCAUUAGAUAUCAGAUACUUUCAUACAGUGAAAAGAUACAAAUAUAUAUGUCCUGCAGGGCUUUGUCCAUGUUGGAGAUGUUUCUGAGCUUCUUUAGGUAUGUCACAGAUGUAUAGGAGGCAUUAAUGCUUGAACUUUUGUUUAGACAUUUUUAUGCCAGUUCCCUUAGUUUCCUCCUUAAAGCUUGUUUAGUAGGCUCAGGCUAUUGCUGCAGUGCAGGCUGCAAUGUCAAUCCCUACCUACACAGGCCAAAAACAAAGGUUCUAGAUCAGUUAUUAGCCACCUUUAAAUAAAGGUGACAACAGCGUUUGUAUUUUUGUUGGGCAGAGACAAACUCUUGACCAGUGGCAUCACUGGUAGAACAGAGAAGAACUUUAACCAUGCCAUGAGAAUGAACAAGAAAGGGGAGACAGAACUUAGAAGGGGCUUACAAGUCAAACUUGAAAAUAGUUCAAUGAAACAAUUUUCUAGUAAGCAGAAAAUGGUAAGAUUUUGUGAUGGAUGGAUAUAGCAAGUUGAAAUGUUGACUUUAGAAAAGGAUAGAUCAAGACGAUUUGAGUAAAACUUUUUACUGGAUUAAUAUAAAGGAAAAGAUACAUCUUUGCAAGAUUAAAAUUGAAUAUGUUGAAAGAUUUAGAUAUACACUAAGCAGGAGGGGUUCAGUCUUCAAGCCUCUACCUCACUGACAGUUUAAGAAAUAGGUAGAAUCAUGGUUACAUUAACUGUCAUUGCAGACAAAGUGAAUGCUGAAAAAUCCAGCAGGGAGUGGCAGAAUAUCAGAGCCAUUCACAGGGUAAAGGGACAGUAGAGCACUGGGUUUGUGUGCAGGGGGUAAAGGCUGAGUGUAAAGCCAAAAACAGUAACAAGCACAGACAAAUCAGACAUGCAGUUGUGAUUUCUGGAGGCAGACUUAUGCCAGGCAGGAGUGUGACAGGAGUUAUCACUGGUGCAGUUGUCCCACUCUGUUCUUGCACAGAAGAGAAUGGUAAGGGGAGAGAAUUAAUGGUUAACCUUACAGUGAAAAACUGCCUAUAAAGCACCAGGAACCUUUUGUAAAUAUACUACAGAGGCAUUAGUGCAUCAGCCAAGUGUUCCUGGUGUACACAAAACCGAAGGAUGUAUGGGAACACUUCUGAAAGACGUGCAUAAGGUAGUAAGAGUAAAGACAGGGAGAGUAAGAUAACAGAGAAACCUGUGUGACCUGCACAGCUUGCAAGACAUCUGGGAGGAGAUAUGUGACACGAUUCCUGUAACCUCAGCAGAAGUCUCAGCAGAGUGUUAAUUCUAAGGCAAUAAUAGUCUUUUUUGGAUUAUUUUCUAACAUACUUUAUAUAAGCAGCCAAGAGCUGGCCCAUUGCUACAACUGAACAGCCUUUAACAUUCUUCUCCAAGCUCCUCACGCUGUGCUUGGUACUUAUAACCUGAUGCUGCAGGCUCAGGAUAAUGCAAUGACUGAGUUUAUCCAUUUGCGUGCCUCAGGCUGUCUCGGGAACACAGUGCUCGACCCAGAGAGGCGCAGGCUCAGGAAGAUCGGUUUGGACAGUGGAUCUUCUGCCUGAAAAUCAAUGAAAAAGCCAGCUCUAGGGGAAGAGGGAUAGGGAGCAGCAGCGUCCCCUCUCCCGCCAGCGUCUGGGGAUGGUCCCAGUGGGCUCCCCCGGGGGUGCAUUCCCCAGCGCCGUUUGAGGCCGCUCAACUCUAUAAAUGCCAUUUGCAUCGGGAUAGGAUGUAACAAGAGCUGUAAAUCACUGACGGCGGAGUGAACUCUUCAGGGGCAGACACAGCGGAGCCGAGCCUUCGCUAGCUGUGGCAAUGUGUGAACGGUAUCUUUUGUUGGGGGGGAGGACUGAUGGCAAUUAGAUGAUACUUAUCUGGCCCUUUGAUGUGUAUUUACACAAACAACGUUUUCCUCCGGGAGCUGCGGUAUAAAGGAGGAGCCGGUGUCCCCUGCACCCUCCUUCUCGGCAUCUCUGAAACAAAGCAGGAUGACCAAGGCCCCUUUCUCUGUGGAGUGGUUGUCGCAGAGCAGCCAGGCCCUCAAGAGCCCCACCGAGGGCUCCCCGCACCGAGCAUCCUCCACGAGCCACCGGCCCAGCUUUCGCCUCAGCCCCUCCUUGAGCGAGCGGAGCAAGGAGCAGUCCGCCGGCCCGCGGGCCGGAAGAGGCGGCAGGAGCAAGGAGCGCUUGACGGCCACCCCCGCUGCAGGAGCAGGCGGGCGGCCGUGGGGAGCGGAGCAGCCCCCGCCGGAGGGAGGUCCCGAGUGCUCGGGCCCCGAGGAGCCCGGCGGCAGGGGCGGCCGGCGGCUGCGCACGGCGUUCAGCGCCGAACAGCUCAGCACCCUGGAGAGCUCCUUCCAGCGGCAGCAGUACCUGGGGGCCGCCGAGCGCCGUCGGCUGGCGGGCAGGAUGCGGCUCUCGGAGGUGCAGAUCAAGACCUGGUUUCAGAACCGUCGGAUGAAGCUCAAGCGGCAGCUGCAGGAGCUGAGGACGGAGCCUUUCUGCAGCCCAUCUCUCCCUUACGGACCUCAGAGUGGUGUUGUGUCCUUGCCGCUCACGUACAUGGCCCAGCCCCCGCCUCUGGCCCAGCAAGAGGCUGCCUCUGGGGGCUUCACCUUGGCGGCACUGCCAGCACCCACUCUGGACCUCAGCAGCGCCUGCAGAGCACAGCCUGUGGGCUUUUGGGGCGCACCCUGCUUUGUAGGGUACAGAGAUCCCAGAGCUUUCUUGCUGGGUGUCUGACCCUCUAUAUGGACUAUGACUAAGGAGGAUUUGCACUAACAAUAACCAUCAGGGCUGCCCUUGUCUAUAACUGCCUGGUGGAGUUAUGAUGCAGCACUGAGCAAAAUAUUUUACAGAGACACAGUGGAAAAUCUGGAUCCUGGACUUCAUGCCCCUGCAUUUAUAGGCAACUGUAUAAAAUAGAAAUACAACACAAGACAAACAUUAAUAUAAAUGGAAUCUUUUAAUAAACCUAAACUUUUUCCAUCUUUCAUGUGAAUUCCUUCCACAAAGAUUGUAAAGCUAUUUAUCCUUCCAUAAAAGAGAGUUCCUCUUCAUUAAGGGAAGCAUAGGCUCAUUUUCUAGAUCUCUUCUGGCAUCCUGCAAUUUACUCAGGGUAAGUGCAAAACGUGCAUUUCACCCUGUCCUCUAAAGCAGGUAUCCAACCCCUUCAGCUGCUUUCCAGGUGACACUUUUUCUGAUGGAACUGUGCUUUUAACCAAAUAUGUGCAUGCACCUGUUACUAAUACUUAAUACUGGUUUUGCUAUAGCAGCAGAAGAGGUGCUUUCUGUUGCAGCCUUUAAAAGAACAUAUAGAAUAUGAUUUUAAGAUCCAAACCAUUAUUUUCUAAAUAAAUAUGUAAAUACAUCUUCACACUCAUGUGUAGCCUCAGUAGAUUAGUGAGGACCUCUUGCCUAAACAGAUACUGGGAAGGAUCUAGACUUGAAAUUUCUUAUCAACUAAAAAGUCUCAACAAAAUAGUAUUGCGGCAUCUCACAUGUACCUAAUGGUGUACAAGGGUGAUUAUCGAAAGAAAUACAACAUUCCAAAGCUGGUUUUCCCUAAACGACAAUAAAGUUUGUUAGUGUUCUGCUAUGCACUUUUAAAAAUUUGAAUAAUGCUCCAGAAAACAUAAGAUCGAAAUGGUUUGAUUUCAGGCUAGAAAAACAGCUCUGAGAAAUGAUCCUUGAAUGAUGUAAGUUGCCAUAAAUCUUUCAAAGUCAGUUGUUAACUAACAUGAAAAGAGCAAUAAAAAUUUCCAUCACUUUAGAGAUGAUCUUUGUGGUUACUAGAAGACUUCCUGUGCACUUGUAAUCUGGGAUGUCAUAAUGAGUGAUCUGAAGGUUCUCUGUCACUCAUCCUUGAACACACUUAUUUUCUUUUGUAUACAGGGCCAUUCUGUGCCUUGGAUACACUGGCCUGGUAAAAAGCAACAUUGUGCAGCUGAAGGCUGUGGCCUUUGAUUAUCUGAGUGGCUGUCAUAUUUGAAAGUCUCAAUUAUUUUGUAACCCAUACUGCUUUUCUAGCCUUUUGAGAUAUUACAUUUGCUUGCAAUUGCACAAUUGAUGUGGUUCUAAUGCAACAGUUUCAGAAAACUAAUAAGGGUUCAGGUGCUAUCAGUCUUGCUGAGAUCUCUUCAGGAAUAAGAUGCAAUUUGGGAUUAAGGAAACUUCUUGAGAUGAGAGAAAAAUUCUAAUUGAAUGGAGGCUUAUUUCUCAAAGCCAGGUGUUACCAAAUGGCUAUAUUGAUUCAGAAAACAAAACAACAAACAGAAAAACACACACACAAAAAACCACAAACAAAAAAAAUCACAAACAACCGAAACACCAGCAACCUUCUGUGACUUUCAAACGUCACUAGAGGACAGGGAUGUGUCCAGGAAGAGGUCUGCAAUGGUGAAUACUUUCUCUAAAGGAGUGACAUUUUUAAAACAGCAAAAGAGUCAAGUUCAAUAAAUAUACAAUUUACCUAGGAAAAAAAAAAAAAAAGUCUUAAGCGUGAGACUCGAUUCGGCUAGCCCACUAGCCCAUUUUCAGGAAGUUAGUGGUAGAGGGGCUAGUUGAUGCCCUUAUAACUUUGUAUGGCCACAGGGAAAGAUGCUACCUCUCUUCCAGAUGCUUUGCUCAACCCGGAAAAAAAAAAAAAAAAAAAAAAAAAAAAAAAAGAACAGUCAAAAGCCCUUCGUGCUGCCAGAAGCCAGAUCGGGCGGUAUCGGGGUGGGGGGUGCACCCUUCAAGACGACCGGCCGGGCCCGGGGCUGCCCGCAGCCCUGCGGGAGCGCCCCAAACCCGGACCAAAUGGAGGGAGUGAAAGGGAAAGGGGAGGACGGGCACCACCGCAGCUGGGCCCGGGGGAAAUGAGAGAGAGAUGAAAGGGCUCAGGAGGACAGAAGGAGAACAAAGUGCUUCCACGCGCGGAGGGGAGCUGCUUCCGUGGGGACAGAGAGGCCCCCCACCCCGCGAAAGGUAGUAAGGGAACGACAGGAGCACACCUUAUAGGAGUCUGCGAACUUCCCGGGGGCAGCUCCGGCUGAGCCUUCUGUAGGGUGUCUGUCCCGUCCGCCCCCGCGGAUUUACCCUCCCAGCCCCGGAGCUGGUAACGCAGGCCCGGCGCCGCUGCAGCACCGGGCUCCUCGCAGUGGGCUGGCCGGGCUGAGCCGUGCGAUGGCAGCGCAGCCCAGAGCCGGCCUGACCCUGCGGCUACCGUCACCCGAGCACAGCUCGACGGAGGCCCAGCGGUGCUCAGAGGGUUGAGGGAGCAGUAUCCCCUCCGUGUAAAGGUUUAGAACAAGCCAGAGACAUCUGAGGCCGCCGCGACAGCAUGUAGU
Molecule: messenger RNA, 14242 nt
Organism: Columba livia (rock pigeon)
Lineage: Eukaryota; Metazoa; Chordata; Aves; Columbiformes; Columbidae
Product: transcription factor LBX2-like
Exons: 3
Coding region: 10902-11654 (250 amino acids)
Biological process (GO): regulation of DNA-templated transcription
Molecular function (GO): DNA binding; DNA-binding transcription factor activity, RNA polymerase II-specific
Source: RefSeq, a predicted model, not a curated record